GUGAGAGAGCUGCAAGUAGUUCAGAACCUAUCACGGUCAGAUGAUGGAUAGCUCCACGGAUCUCCAAAGUCGCAACAAUACAAAAGCUGCAGCGAAUGGACUGAUCCGCAGAAUUACCUGCAGGACAAGAGUUCCUUCAGAGUUGCUCCUCCAGGAAGUGUAGAGGCAGAUGUUACCUGCACACGCCGACAAUUUGUAAACUCGGAUGGAUUCAGCAAUUCGUCAUGCACCUGCAAUAGAUACGUCGCUGGUCCCUAUGCAGGCAGGCACCAUGCGCUCGCGCGGCCGAGCAAACGUCGAUCACCAAUCCAGCUCAAUGCAGUAUCCAUGAAGGAGAAUUUCCUGUCCUCCACUCUCCACUCUGUCCCAGAAGGACGGUCCCUACUUUGGAACUCGGACCUUUUACUCUGCCUGCCUGUUCCAGAAACGUUACACUGCGAGGAUCGAACGGGAGGGGAGGGAAAGCAAAGCGGCAGCACAGUUUCCUGUCAAUUGUUUUGAAACUCAGCAACACAUUCCUGGUUUGACACUGCACGGAACCCGAUUUCUGUAAGGUGGAGGAUUCUGGAGUUUUGCUACAUUGUCGAGGUUUGCACUGGGAAGGGACGAAACGAAAUGGAAGCCCAUCCCAAGAGCGAGUCAAAUCUCAGCAUGGGUCGCGCGUGAUGACAAUGUGCAGGAUCUAAUCGUUGUGACUCUAAGCUCGGGGUUGCAUAGGCUUGCGGACCUUGCCUGCCUGCCUGCCUGCCUUGAUGUGAGUGUGCCACCCACCUAGGAGAACCUUUCCGAGAACGGGAUGUGAUUGGGGGUUUUGUGCAGUGCAAUAGAAGAGACAGGGACAGUGAGGAUGAAAAUCCUUCACUUGAUUGGACCUCAGUUGGAGUACAGUUUUGCUUUGAAUCGCUGAUAGGGUUGAAUUUGUCUGCAACCCCACCGUGCGUCUGAUUCCAGAAGAAGGUUCUGCAUGUAAAGAAACAAAUUUGUUGUAAACGGUGCGAGAUGAAUCACAUAAAGGACGAGUGUCAUGGAGACAAAGAAGGAAUAUGAGUGAACAGCACCGCCCACACUUCAGCAGACUUUGAUGUAGGUGGUAUAUCUUAAAGAAUUCGGGUCCUACUGGACUUUGUGAAGAUGACAUGCUGUAUCUCGAAUCCAGCUACCUUCAGAAGACAGUCUUCAAACUGCAAGAUCUUGAAUAUUUGUCUAAUAACAGUGCUGCAUAUAUUCCUUCGUAAGUUCCUUACGUGCACGAAUAGAACUCAUGUACAGCGUUGAUUCUGCGCUCUUCAAAUUGUCGCAUGACGACGAACGAUGGAGCUAAAGCUGUUGGUAUCUAUGGCACUCAAACUCAGCAUUUGCCUAAAUAUUAUAUGAAACCUGCCAUUGGUCGUCUUCUGCUUCUGAGGUGAGUAGUAGCGUGCUGAAUUUUCUGCACAGAUGGUUUUGAAACUAGGUUGCUUAGCAGCAGAAGAGUAACCUGGAACCGGACGUUCACUUAAAGUUGGAAAUGUGGAACCUAGCUUGGACAAGGAAUCAUUCGAGAAAUUCUGUAUGUUUGACUCACUUUAUAGCAUGUCAAUAAAGAUUGAAGUACAGC
Molecule: messenger RNA, 1597 nt
Organism: Marchantia polymorpha subsp. ruderalis
Lineage: Eukaryota; Viridiplantae; Streptophyta; Marchantiopsida; Marchantiales; Marchantiaceae
Source: the annotation of a GenBank genome assembly